AUGAGUCUGAAAAGCACAAAAAUCCAAUACCCAUUCUGGUAUGGCGGUUUCUCCAGCAUGGCAGCAUGCUUAGUGACCCAUCCGUUGGAUCUUGCAAAGGUACGAUUACAAACUGCAACCAUUCCUGGGCAAUCGCUAAUCUCCAUGUUGUAUCGUAUAAUAUCAAAUGAAGGAUUCUUCAAAAUCUACUCGGGGUUGACAGCGUCUCUUUUGAGACAAGCUACUUACUCUACAACUCGUUUUGGUAUAUACGAGGUACUCAAGGAAUACUAUAUCAAAGAAAGUCACAACCAACACCCCGGUACUCUUGUUUUAUUACCAAUGUCUAUGAUUGCUGGGGCAAUGGGUGGUCUUGUGGGUAAUCCAGCUGACGUUGUGAACAUCAGGAUGCAGAACGAUUCAACUUUGCCAAUUCAACAACGACGCAAUUAUAAAAACGCAUUUGACGGGCUAUACAAAGUAUGCAAAAAUGAAGGAGUUCAAUCCUUAUUUAGGGGAUUAUCUCCGAACUUGGUUCGAGGCGUGUUAAUGACUGCUUCGCAGGUUGUUACCUACGAUAUCGCGAAAGGUUUAUUGAUUGAUCACAUACAUAUGGAUCCAUCAAAGAAAUCCACUCAUUUUGGGGCUUCCUUGAUUGCAGGAUUAGUUGCAACCACAGUUUGCUCACCCGCAGACGUAGUGAAAACGAGAAUCAUGAACAGCAAAGGCAGCGGUCAAAACGCAAUUACUAUUCUUCAGAACGCAAUCAAGCAAGAAGGAAUUGGCUUCAUGUUUAGGGGUUGGCUUCCGGCUUUUAUCAGGUUGGGUCCCCACACCAUUGUUACUUUUUUGGUCUUGGAACAAUUGCGGAACUUGAAACUUGGAAUGUGA
Messenger RNA from Lodderomyces orthopsilosis Co 90-125, 870 nucleotides. RefSeq lists its product as uncharacterized. Gene Ontology annotation, molecular function: oxaloacetate transmembrane transporter activity; sulfate transmembrane transporter activity; thiosulfate transmembrane transporter activity. The record is from RefSeq and is a predicted model, not a curated record. NCBI's taxonomy places the organism in Eukaryota, Fungi, Ascomycota, Pichiomycetes, Serinales, Debaryomycetaceae. The transcript has 2 exons. Gene Ontology annotation, biological process: phosphate ion transmembrane transport; thiosulfate transport; malate transmembrane transport. The coding region runs from base 1 to 870 and encodes 289 amino acids.